AUGUCAGAAACAGAGGACGUGAAGAACAAUCCAGAACCAGAUCAGCCGGCAAAGUUGAAGAACAAAAAGAAUGUCACCGUGGCAUUCAAGCUCAAUGGAAAGAACUACCCGUUGUGGUAUCGACUUAUGAAAGUCAAGAUCGGAGGCCGAGGGGCUUACUCACAUAUCCGAAACGAACCCCCAGAACCCGGGAGCAAGGGUUAUGACGAUUGGGAAGAAGACGACUUGGUGGUGUUUUCGUGGAUCGUCGACAACAUUGAAGACGGGAUAAUUGCCGACUUCGCACACCACUUGACAACCAAAGCAUUAUGGGACACCCUCGCAAUCACGUUCGAGAAUAAAGCAGAUAAGUAUCUAAUAUAUGAUUUGGAGGAAAAAGCAAUAACAAUCAGACAGGGAGAUCUUGAUUUAGAGACAUAUUACCGAAGAAUCAACGGACUAUGGAUUAACAUUGACCGAUGCCAGAAACAACCCAUCACGUGCUGCGAUAAGGGCGUGAACCAAUACAGAGUCCAUUCGAAUGAGAAGAGGCUGUUCAAAUUUCUGACUGGACUGAACCCAGAAUACGACUCAAUCAAACGAGAGAUCCUCAAAGAGGAUCCUUACCCAUCAGUCGAAGCUGCUUACGGGUGGGUGAAGACGGAGGCGGCUCGACGAAACACCAUGCCACCGGCAUCGUCUCCUCCCACCGAAGUCGUCGGCAAUUACGCCGGGGAUACAUCAUCUGGGGAAAUCAGGAUCGGGUUCGCUGCCCAGAAUCAACGUCCCUCACCGCGACAAGGACCACCACCGCGACCAGGGAGCUGA
This is a messenger RNA of Salvia splendens (bonfire salvia), 807 nucleotides long. RefSeq lists its product as uncharacterized. The transcript has a single exon. Bases 1 to 807 code for a protein of 268 amino acids. The record is from RefSeq and is a predicted model, not a curated record. Lineage: Eukaryota; Viridiplantae; Streptophyta; Magnoliopsida; Lamiales; Lamiaceae.